CUCUCUCUCUCUCUCUCUCUCUCUCACACAGCGAGUCAGCGACUCUCUCUCUCUCUCUCUUCUCCUCCUCCGGCUUCUCCGUGCUCCGGAACUUUCCCAAAGAGGGAGAGAGAGAAAAGACCCCCUUUCGGAUUGAUCUCUUCUAUUCUCAGCUCGGCGAAUAGCUUUCCUUUUUAGGCUUUGAAGAUCUUCUAGUUUGGUUUGGUUCUUAGAGUAAUGUGGGUUUGAUUACUUCUCGAUGGAUUCUUCUCACGAUGGAGCUGCAGGUGACUCAUCCAAAUGCAGUGAAAUGAGUGUUGAGGAGAAGCGACAGCUUGUUUACGAGCUGUCCAAGCAAUCAUCACAUCUAGCUCCUGAAGUGUUGCAGGCAUGGAGCCGCCAAGAGAUUCUCCAGAUCCUAUGCGCUGAGAUGGGGAAAGAGAGAAAAUACACCGGCUUGACCAAAGUCAAGAUCAUCGAGACUCUUAUGAAGAUUGUAUCCGAGAAAAGCUCUGGAGAGUGUGAUGAUGGGACGAAGAAGAAGAAGAAGAGAGAUUCUGAUUGUUGUUUGCCUGUUCAGAGAAACUCAAAGAGAUCGAGGAAGGUCGAUAACCCUACUCGUUACGUGGCUAACAACAAUGCCUCUGGUAGCUGCAACUCGGUUACUGCUAAAGGAGAGGAGGAGAAGACUACUACUACCUACUGCAACAACUUGGCUUGCAGGGGUGUGAUGAGACAGGAAGACUCGUUUUGCAGGAGGUGCUCUUGUUGCAUUUGUCGGAAGUAUGAUGAAAACAAAGAUCCUAGUCUCUGGCUGACAUGCAGCUCGGAUCCUCCCUUUGAAGGUGGUUCCUGCGGGUUCUCGUGUCAUCUCGAAUGUGCUUUCGAGAGUGAAAAAUCCGGUCUCGCAAAGCAGCAGAGUGAGGAGGAGUGCUGCUUCUACUGCGUCUCUUGCGGUAAACGGAACAGCUUGCUUGAAUGCUGGAAGAAGCAGCUGACGAUUGCUAAAGAAGCAAGAAGAGUAGACAUACUCUGCUACCGUCUCUUACUAGUCCAGAAGCUCAUCAAAGGAUCGAGUAGUAAAUAUCGAAAUCUGUGUGAGGCUGUGGAGAAAGCUGUGAAGAGUCUUGAAGCUGAUGUGGGUCCUCUCACUAUGAAGAUGGGUAGAGGGAUUGUAAACAGGCUAAACUCAGGACCUGAUGUGCAGAAACUCUGCUCUUCUGCUCUUGAAUCUCUUGAAGUUGUUGCAUCGCCUUCACCACGCAGCCUUAAGAUGCAGCAUGAUUGUUUGAGCAAUGAGAUAUCUGCAGAUACAGCAACCACAGUAGUAGCACCAACCAAGAUCAGAUUCGAGGAUGUUAAUGCAACUUCACUCACAGUGAUCCUCGCCUCUAACGAAGUCACCUCGCCUGCAAACAUCGUUCAUUACAGUAUUUGGCAUCGGAAGGUCACCGAGAAAGAGUACCAAGAGAAGUCUACUUGCACGUUGUUCACUCCAAACGCAAGGUUUGUCGUCUCUGGAUUAGCUCCAGCGUCUGAGUAUUGCUUUAAGGUUGUGUCCUUUAGCGGAACGCGAGAGCUUGGAGUCGAUGUGAUCAACGUAAUGACUCGUAGCCCUGAUGAAAGAAGCGAAAGCCCUCUCACAAACUGUAGUACUCUGUCUUCUGUUGAAGCUGAGUCCAACAACGGCUACAUUGUUCCUCAGAACGGCAAGAAAGACUCUCCAACGACCGAGGAAAAUGAUGCGAAAAGGACAAGGGAAGCGGACGUUGUGCAGACUGAGAAGAACGUUGAAGGGGCUGUGCUGUUGGAAGAGGAGGAAGAAGCUGUUCAGGACAAGAACGUCGCGGUCACUACAACAAAUGGAAACAGUUCUCCGGUUACUCCUUUCAAGUCGGACCAAACCAAGAACCGUCAAGCUAGGAACAAGAAGUCGGUUAAAGAAAACGGUAACAACAACGGAGAUCAUCAUUCAGAGAACGGAGGAGCAGAGAGUGGAUUAGAGCAUUGUGUGAAGAUCAUAAGACAGCUCGAGUGUUCAGGACACAUUGAGAAAGACUUCAGACAGAAGUUUCUGACUUGGUAUAGCUUGAGAGCUACCCCACAAGAGAGCAGAGUUGUGAAGAUAUUCAUGGAUACUUUUGCUGAUGAUCCUGUGGCUUUAGCUGAGCAGCUUGUUCAUACUUUCAGCGACCGCGUUUCGAUGAAGCGUUCUGCGAUUGGUGGUGGUGCGUCUGCGGUUGUUCAGUCUGGAUUCUGCAUGAAGUUGUGGCAUUAGGGAUGGAGAUUUGGGGUUUAUCAUCGGUUUUUAUUUAAAAUGUCUGUAGCUUUUUUAAUCUAUUUCUCAAAAUCGUUACAAAACUUUAUUUGUCAUUAUUGGGAAACUUGCAUUAUUGGAAUAUUUCCAUGUUAUCAGAAGUGAGAAAGUCUACUAGAAACUGUGAACUUCCAGAAAUUUAACAUCUUUCAAGCU
Raphanus sativus (radish) is the source of this 2452-nucleotide messenger RNA. RefSeq names its product VIN3-like protein 2. The transcript is spliced from 4 exons. Gene Ontology annotation, biological process: epigenetic regulation of gene expression; vernalization response. The record is from RefSeq and is a predicted model, not a curated record. The coding region runs from base 239 to 2257 and encodes 672 amino acids. NCBI's taxonomy places the organism in Eukaryota, Viridiplantae, Streptophyta, Magnoliopsida, Brassicales, Brassicaceae. Gene Ontology annotation, molecular function: protein binding.